Molecule: messenger RNA, 1905 nt
Organism: Poecilia latipinna (sailfin molly)
Lineage: Eukaryota; Metazoa; Chordata; Actinopteri; Cyprinodontiformes; Poeciliidae
Product: lysosomal acid phosphatase-like
Exons: 7
Coding region: 341-1054 (237 amino acids)
Biological process (GO): dephosphorylation; lysosome organization
Cellular component (GO): lysosome
Molecular function (GO): acid phosphatase activity
Source: RefSeq, a predicted model, not a curated record
AUACAGAAAGAAAUGUGACUAAAUUCAUUUAAAAAUGUAUUAUGCAAAGCAGCAUAUUAAGGUAAAAUAUGCUGUCAGUUGUUAAACAUGGGAAUGAAUAUGUUAUGGUAUGGAAAUUAUUAAUCUUAAAUAUCCUUUAUUUUGAAUUUGGGUCAUUUUUUUUUUUGUUGUUAGGUGUUCACCUUUAGCAAUUAUUCCAACCGAUACAAAAACAUGACAGUCUAAACAAAACCUACACAAACAAAGUCACUCAAACCUGCUUGGCCUCUUCAGGGCGUCUCUGUUUUACAUUUAUUAAUCACUGUGUGUGUUUGCUUUACGUCCUCAGUCCCGACACAACAUGUCCGCUCCAGACUGGGUGACUCCCGACGUCAUGGAGAAGCUCAGGUUUCUGACAGACUUUGGAUUUCAGCUCUUAUUCGGGGUUUACAAACAGCAAGAGAAGAGUCGCCUGCAGGGAGGCCUCCUGCUGGGGGAGAUUGUGAAGAACCUCACCAAGAUGGCCGCCUCACACCCACAACAACAGUUAAAACUGAUGAUGCUCUCAGCGCAUGACACAACUGUAGUUGCUCUUCAGGCCAGCUUGAAUGUGUUCAACGGAAAGCAGGCGCCUUACGCCUCCUGCCACAUAAUUGAACUGUACAGGGAAGACGAUGGAUCUGCGUCCGUGUCGAUGUUUUACCGCAACGACACCGGCGUGGAGCCGUACCCAGUCCAGCUGCCAGGUUGUGCUCAUGUCUGCCCCCUAGAGGACUUUGUGAGGAUCACAAAACCGUUCAUCUCAGACGACAGGGACAAGGAGUGUCAGAAAGUGGAGGCAGCACUGCCGACCCCAGCAGCAGGUCCUUUCCAUAACUUCCAGCCUGGCCAGUGGGUGCUGAUCAAAGACUUCCCGAUGAAAUAUAAGCAGCUGGGGCCGUGCAAGAUCCUGCUCGUCACCGACACGUCAGUGCUGGUCAGCAUUGGCUUGGUCCCUGCCAGUCGCUGCAUACUCUUCGAAGGAACACCUCCAGAGGGUUGUUGUUGCCUCCCCAACUAUGAAUCCAAGAAAUAGCCAUGGCAAAUCGGACUUUAAGAGCAUGAACCUCUUUUUACCAGCAACAUUGAGUGGAACACAGUAUAACCAUUGACUGAGCAGUAACACAUCAGAUGACCACUUAUCCUUUAUUGAAUGCUGCAGGUGAUGAAACUUCCAGAUGACAAUGAAGAAGAUGAUUUUUUUGUUGCUUAGUUACAUUCCGUUUAUUAUGUACAAGUCUAAACCCCAGUGGGAGGAUUUGUUAUGGAUGUAAUCAUCAACUUAUUUUACUAUGUGUAAUCUACAUAUAUUGAAUUAAUCAUUUUUGCCAUUAAUUCUGAAGUGUGUUCAUUUAUUUUAAGGAUUAAUUUUUCUUGAGUUUUUUUUUUUUAUGUUUAUUACAAGAUUUUUAUUUCUUAUAAUCACAGUUAUGUAUCUUCUAAAAGCACAAAGUUUUUAUUAAGUUGAUCCUUGACGGGAAUCAAAAGUGGGGAUAUUGUCGUGACAAACUUUGGCUUAUAUACAGAAAAGCAGAACUGACUACAGUGGACUUUUGAGAAGUUAUUUUUGUCUUAAACAAAGUUAUUUGUUUUAAAUGAACAACUCCAAGGUGUUAGAGUAGUGGGGUCUGUUAGCUUCCUAAAAAGCAACAACCAUAUCUAUUCACCAGAUUAAGGUUAAUCCUGACUAUUCCCCAUCAGUAUUGCCCUCUGUAACAGUAUUAUUGAUUUAAGUUUUACUCCUGCUCGUUUUUUUCUUGUUGUUUUGCACAGGAGUUAAUUUAGAAAAAACAGAAUCAAAAAAGCUUACCCAUCAUCCGGACUUUUGCUUGUAGCAAUACUGACAUCUAGGGGCAAAAAAACAGAAAACACAUUUUAUUAAAAAAA